Miscanthus lutarioriparius is the source of this 207-nucleotide messenger RNA. The record is from the annotation of a GenBank genome assembly. NCBI's taxonomy places the organism in Eukaryota, Viridiplantae, Streptophyta, Magnoliopsida, Poales, Poaceae.
AUGGUGUACGAGGCAGCUGCGGCCGUUGCGGAGAGGGACCAAAGCCAGCAGCUGCGCAGCCGAGAAGACAAGGGUGUCGGAAGAAGCCAGCAGCGACAGGCGCCGGAGGAAGAGGAGAAGGUGGCGAUGCGGUGCGGCAUUCUCGGGAUCCUCAGAAGGGUCCUCCCGCUCUCCAAGGCAUCACCGUUGUCGUCGGAGAAGAAGUGA